This is a messenger RNA of Platichthys flesus (European flounder), 2266 nucleotides long. RefSeq names its product 5,6-dihydroxyindole-2-carboxylic acid oxidase-like. The record is from RefSeq and is a predicted model, not a curated record. Gene Ontology annotation, cellular component: melanosome. Gene Ontology annotation, molecular function: oxidoreductase activity. NCBI's taxonomy places the organism in Eukaryota, Metazoa, Chordata, Actinopteri, Pleuronectiformes, Pleuronectidae. The transcript has 7 exons. The coding region runs from base 144 to 1706 and encodes 520 amino acids. Gene Ontology annotation, biological process: melanocyte differentiation; melanosome organization.
AGUUUUAAAACGCACUCAUCAGAAGACAGAGGUGAUGCACGUUCAUUUCAACUGAAAGCUCAGCUGAAGUGCAUCAAAGUAGAUAAAUAUCCUGUUGGUAAAACGUUUGCCAGCCGUGCGUAAAACUCGACUCUGUUUGGAUAAUGUGGCAAAGCUGCCUUUUGGUGCUUGUGGGCGCGGUGGUCGUGGUCGCUCAGUUCCCCAGAGAGUGUGUGACCCCCGCGGCGCUCUUGAGCGGAGAGUGCUGCCCGUCGCCGUCCGGACUCGACAACGACCCGUGUGGCUCCGCCGAGGGCCGCGGAGAGUGCGUGUCCAUCACGGCUGACGCGAGACCGCACGGGCCCCAGUACCCCCACGACGGCCGGGACGACCGGGAGCGGUGGCCCAUCCGUUACUUCAACCGCACCUGUCAGUGUAACGGGAACUUCAGCGGCUUUAACUGCGGCCGCUGCAGACACGGAUGGACCGGAGCCAACUGUGACGAGAGGGUUUCUGUCGUGAGGAGAAACGUGAUGCAGCUCAGCUCGGACCAGAAGCGUGCGUUCGUGAGCGCGCUGGACCAGGCCAAGCGCACGGUGCACCCGGACCUGGUGAUCGCCACCCGGCGCCACGCGGAGAUCCUGGGGCCCGACGGGAACACGGUGCAGUUCGAGAACAUCACCAUCUACAACUACUUCGUGUGGACCCACUACUACUCCGUCAGCAAGACGUUCCUGGGCGCGGGGCAGGCGAGCUUCGGCGGAGUGGACUUCUCGCACGAGGGCCCCGGGUUCGUGACCUGGCACAGGUACCACCUGCUGCAGCUGGAGCGCGACAUGCAGGAUAUGCUCCAGGACCCCUCCUUCGCCCUGCCCUACUGGAACUUUGCCAUCGGUGGGAGCACAUGUGACAUCUGCACCGACGACCUGAUGGGCGCCAGGAGCAGCUUCGACAUGAACUCCCUGAGCGCCAACUCCAUCUUCGCCCAGUGGAGGGUCAUCUGCGAGAGCGUGGAGGACUACGACACGCUGGGAACCAUCUGCAACAGCACUGAGACCGCUCCCAUCCGAAGGAACCCAGCGGGGAACGUGAACAGGCCGAUGGUGCAGCGGCUCCCGGAGCCCCAGGAUGUGGCGGACUGUCUGCAGGUCAACGCCUUCGACACGGCGCCGUACUACUCCACCUCCUCCGAAAGUUUCAGGAACACAGUUGAAGGCUACAGCGCCCCCAAGGGGAACUACGACCCGGCGGUCCGGAGCCUCCACAACCUGGCCCAUCUCUUCCUGAACGGCACAGGGGGGCAGACCCACCUCUCGCCCAACGACCCCAUCUUCGUGCUGCUCCACACCUACACCGACGCCAUCUUUGACGAAUGGCUGAGGAGACAGAGUCCAGGUUCUGCCACAUACCCGGAGGAAAACGCCCCCAUCGGUCACAACAGGGGCUACAACAUGGUGCCCUUCUGGCCUCCGGUGACGAACGCCGAGAUGUUCGUGAUGGCCCCGGAAAAUCUGGGUUACUCCUACGAAGCCCAAUGGCCAGGUCAACCUUUCACCACGACGGAAAUCAUCACCAUGGCCAUCGUGGCCGCCCUCGUGGUGGUCGCGGCCGUCUUCGCCGCCACCACGUGUGCCGUGCGCGCCCGCUCCAGGACGGAGGGCCACCAGCCGCUGCUCAGCGAUCAGUACCAGCGCUACGACGACGUCAAGAGCCAGUCGGUGGUUUAAAGAUUUGAACACGAGCUUCACCUCCGUGCCUCUUCUCCUCACUCAUGCAGUUCUGUGCUGUUUUUUUCUUAACCUGAAUCUCUGCGGGAGAACGUGUCGACUCUUGAAAAAUCUUAUUUAUGCCGCGCUGAUAUUGCCACAUCGGAACAAAAAUGUGUAUAGUUCAUUUUUCUUGCAAAGGUAUAGAGCAGAUGCAAAUAUUUUACUUUUCCAUAUGCACUUAAAUCACUUAUUAAGCCUUUGUAGGUAAAGAUGCAUGGAGUUGUCUUUAAGAGUAUGACUUUCCCCCCAAAAAAAGUUUGAGAUUUCUGGUAAAUAUGAGAACAUGUUUGAAUAAAGUCAGACUUUUAAAAUGUCUUGUAAGUAUCAGCAGUGUUUUGCCUUCUUCUGUAGGUUUAUAUCGUUCAAUUUUAAAGGUGAUCAAGUGUAAAGGAUGCCGAUUCUGAUAAGUGAUCCACGAUGUUGUGUAACUUAUUAACUUUUUUUUGUAACACUUUUAUGUAUCGGGAUGCUUAACAUGAGUGUGAUCCACUGCUGAAUAAUUAAACACCUACAACCUG